Beta vulgaris subsp. vulgaris (sugar beet) is the source of this 1888-nucleotide messenger RNA. Its product is annotated as anthocyanidin-3-O-glucoside rhamnosyltransferase. Lineage: Eukaryota; Viridiplantae; Streptophyta; Magnoliopsida; Caryophyllales; Amaranthaceae. The record is from RefSeq and is a predicted model, not a curated record. Bases 210 to 1628 code for a protein of 472 amino acids. Gene Ontology annotation, molecular function: UDP-glycosyltransferase activity. The transcript has a single exon.
AUGUAAAGGCCUUACAUAUGUCUAUUCAUCACCAAUCAUAAGCCUUUUAUAUAAAGCUAGGUGUGCCCAGUUCCUAAAAAUAGAGAAUAUAAUAUCAACAUUUAUGAUUAAAUAUACAACGCCAAAAAGUUGUUCCUAACCAUUAGAAGCUUGGAACUUGUUCACAUAUUCAUCUUUCAUCCCUGUAAAAUCACACCCAGAUUGGAGAGAUGGCAGGUUCAAAUAAAGAGUCAAUCAAGCUUCACAUUGCUAUGUUUCCAUGGUUUGCAUAUGGUCAUAUAAACCCAUUUAUCCAACUCUCUAAAAAGCUGUCCUCUCAUGGCAUCCAAAUCUCUUUCUUCUCAAUACCUGGAAACAUCCCGCGUAUUGAAUCCGCCCUUAAUCUUUCUGCUCCCAAUCGAGUCAUCCCUCUUAGUAUCCCUCCAAUUGUAGGACUCUCCCCUAACUUUGACAGCAGCUCAGACUUAACAUCUCAAACUGCUGAGCUCCUCAAAGUUGCACUUGACCAAAUGCAACCUCAACUUAAAACAUUGUUAUCUCAACUCAAACCACACAUCAUUCUCUUUGAUUUUGCACACUUCUGGCUACCUGCAUUAGCUUCUGAACUCGGCAUCAAAACCAUUAACUUCAGUAUAUUUCCAGCUUCGGCGAAUUCGUAUCUUACUAUCCCUUCAAGAAUGACAGAUCCCAGUAAACCUCCCACUCUUGAGGACUUAAAAAAGCCUCCUCAAGGGUACCCUAAAACCUCAAUUACCUCCAUGAAAACUUUCCAAGCUCUAGAUUUCCAGUACCUUUAUCAGAGCUUCCAUGGCGGACCACCUGCUUUCGAAAGAAUAAUGAGGUUUAUAAAAACCUGUGAUGCUACAAUCUAUAAGUCCAGCACUGAAGUAGAAGGUCCAUACAUAGAUUACAUAAAAUCCCAGAUUGAAAAACCUCUGUUUUUAGCUGGCCCUGUUGCUCCUCUACCACCUUCUGGUGAACUAGAUGAAAAAUGGGAAAGUUGGUUGGGAAAGUUCCCUGAAAAAUCAGUCAUUUUUUGCAAUUUUGGAAGUGAGUCAUAUUUAGAUGAUGCUCAAAUUGAGCAGCUUACACUUGGGUUAGAGCUCACUGGUAUGCCCUUCUUUUUAGUUUUGAAAUUCGAGAGCGAAAGUAUUGAUGUUGCAAAACAGAAGUUAGAAGCAUCAUUGCCAGAAAAUUUUAGGGAGAGAGUAAAAGAUAGAGGAGUUGUGCAUACAGGAUGGGUGCAACAACAACACAUUUUAGCACACAAAAGUGUUGGGUGCUUUCUUACUCAUUCAGGGAUUUCCUCUAUAGUAGAAGGUAUUGUGAAUGAUUGUCUAUUAGCAUGUUUGCCUCUAAAGGCUGAUCAGUUUAUGAAUGCUAAGGUCUUUUGUGGAGACCUCAAGUUAGGGGUGGAAGUAAGUAGAAGAGAUGAAGAUGGGUACUUUGGAAAAGAGGAUAUUUUGGAAGCAAUAAAGAUACUCAUGUUGGAUACUGAAAAUGAGGCAGGAAUUUUGAUGAGAGAAAAUCAUAACAAAUGGAGAAAGUUUUUCCUCAAUCAAGAGAUUGAAGCUAGAUAUGUUGCAAAUUUAGUUGGGGAACUACAAGCUUUGGCUCGACAAGCUUAGUCCUUAGUGAAUCUUUGUGAAUUGUGAUCUAGUCUGGGGUGUGAUCUGGUAUUGUUCUUACUGUAACUAGCGGACAGUCCGGGAAUUUAUUUUUCUCUCUCUUUCGAUUUUUGCAUUCAUACUGUUGUUUUUUUCACAAAGAUGAAAGAGCCUUAGCUUUUUCUUCUUUUGUACUAAUAAGUAAUGUGUGAUUAGGAGUACGGACUCCUGUAUGUCCAUUUUCUUGCGAAAAUACAAUAAAAUAAAACUAAUUUGUUGAA